Porites lobata is the source of this 1870-nucleotide messenger RNA. NCBI's taxonomy places the organism in Eukaryota, Metazoa, Cnidaria, Anthozoa, Scleractinia, Poritidae. The record is from the annotation of a GenBank genome assembly.
AUGGAUCCGCAGGCUCUUACCAAGCAAAGGUCAACUAGGCCCCGUCGAGCCCCCACAGUGAAAAGGCCGCCUCCCCCAAUAUGCCGGCGAUAAGCUCGUAGAACUCCAAGAGAAGUUUGACCACCUAGAGCAGCUUGGUGUCUUCCAGCGCCCUGAAGAUUUUACCCUGGGUAUCAGAGGUUUUUCUCGCGUGCGGCGAAGCCGCGAGAGAAACCUCUGGCACGGAGCGGUGCUUUUUACCGUCCCCGUUGACCUUUGAGCUUUUUUAUCGGAUUAUAUUUACGCCAAUCAGAUUGAAAGUCUCCAACUGUGAUCAUGUGGGUGGGCACUUAAAGAAAUGUCCAAAGACCCACAUUAUCCUCAGCAAAACAAGUUCGAGUUUAAAAUUCAUUGCUUUAAGAGCAAUCAUGACUGGGUCACAUCGCAGUUCUCCAUAGUUGAUGUAGCUUCAGUUUAAUCUGAAGAUCCAUUCUUCGAAAUUUGGAUCUGAAAAUCACUAUCCGUGAGAAUUUAACAUCCUGCUAAAAACGCUAACGAGCUGGGCCCAGCGUGACAAAACAUUGCAGAAAACCGUCACUUUCACGGACAAAAAAAAGAUAGCUUAUAAUUAUUCAGAUCCAGGAGGCACUUUGGAGAAAUUAAACAACCUAAAAGCCUUAUUUAGCCGCAUUGAAGAGCUUAACAUUUCAAAGAGGUCAAAGAAAAUGCUCUUGCAUCAGAGGGCAAAUCAUAUGCCGACCAGACACAAUAACCACAGAAAAUCAAUAUGUGUGUCACGACCUCUCAGUAUGAAAUGAUCGGCAAAAAUCAAAUUUUUUCAGUCAAAACGCUUUUCUCCAGAGCAUAAUCUGCCCAUCACGGAAAAAAAUUCAUUGGAACAAGCAGCAUUUUGGCAUGAGGUAAGAGUCGUGAGUCGCCUUCUGACCCCCUUUUAUACUAAAAAUACAUGUUUUGUUUUUAUAUUCCUAAUCCAUGUUGUAAUCGUUUGAAAUAGGAAAUUAGUAAAGCUUAACCGUAUUGCUACAAAAGCUGAAUUGGUGAUUUAAUGUUAAUUGCGUUGAAUAAAAUUAAAUAUUCUUGUCAACUAAUUGUAGCGUCUGAUAGAUUCAAAGUCCCUCAGGCGGUCGUUAGGAGCCAAUCAGCCGUCGUAUCCAAAAUCUUGACGAACUGAUUUAACCGUGCUAACGAUUGGAUCGGCGCCAUCAAAGCAAUAGCGCUCUGCUCCAGAGGCUUUUCGCGCGGGUCACCAUAAAGACUUGACAGAAACCGGAAACCGCGCUAGAAAAGUCUCUGGCACCCAGGGUAUGAAGAUGUUGUAGAAUACCUGAACCCUUCUUUCCUUGUAAAGAAGCCGAACGGCGGUUCUCGUCUUGUCACUGCCUUCGCUGACUUAGGCCGGUACAGUAAACCCCAACCAUCCUUGCUGCCUGACGUUGACUCCACCCUGCGUCGCAUCGCCCAGUGGUCUCAUAUCAUCGUCACAGACCUGACAAGUGCCUUUUACCAAAUACCUCUGGCUAAAGAGUCCAUGAAGUAUUGCGGCGUUGCCAAUCCGUUUAAAGGGGUACGAGUCUACGUUCGUUCCGUUAUGGGUAUGCCCGGAUCGGAAACUUCCCUUAAAGAGGUUAUGUGCCGCGUCCUAGGCCCACUACUACAAGGCGGAUCCGAGGCCAAAAUCGCUGAUAAUCUGUACUGCGGCGGCAACACACCCCAAGAGCUACUCCACAACUGGAAGAGGGUCAAGACUAUCAUCAGUCCCAAGACUACCACUAUUCUCGGCUGGAUCUGGAAUGCUAGCUCCCUUUCCGCCAGUCCCACCGUCUUAACACCCUCGCCACGUAGCUCGAGCCGAACCCUGUCGCUCGCUUGA